AUGGACAAGACAGGAAAGGGUUCUGGAUUCAGGAGAAAAACUUCAGCUAGGUCUUGGCAAGCAGCAACCACAUCUCUGAGGCAUCCAGCCUCAGCUCCAUCUGUGUCUCCCGGCAGCACCCAACUCAGAAGACCUGUCACUGCACAACCAGCUACUCGGGCCUGGGCAGAUGAGCAGGCAGCACUGCAGCAGGACCAGGUUCAACAGGAUAAGAUAUGGAAAGAGUUUGUGGAGGCUGAACAGAGAGGAAGAAAAAUCUGGUACCAGAACUGGAGUUUCCUAAAGGAUUAUGACCAAAUG
Molecule: messenger RNA, 300 nt
Organism: Apaloderma vittatum (bar-tailed trogon)
Lineage: Eukaryota; Metazoa; Chordata; Aves; Trogoniformes; Trogonidae
Exons: 2
Source: RefSeq, a predicted model, not a curated record